Prionailurus viverrinus (fishing cat) is the source of this 1480-nucleotide messenger RNA. It is a transcript of the gene RNASE9, whose product is annotated as ribonuclease A family member 9 (inactive). Gene Ontology annotation, molecular function: nucleic acid binding. The transcript is spliced from 5 exons. NCBI's taxonomy places the organism in Eukaryota, Metazoa, Chordata, Mammalia, Carnivora, Felidae. The record is from RefSeq and is a predicted model, not a curated record. Bases 511 to 1116 code for a protein of 201 amino acids.
GGACAACCUUGUGAGGCCUCUCCGUGACUCAUCCCUGAACCAAGAAUAUCUGCCAUAAAUGCCUGAUUCUGCCUGUAUGGAGAUUUCUCUUCCUUCAAGAUUUGUAAGGUAACAACCCUUCCUUCGGUCAGCAACUGGAAUUCUGCUGGAAUUUUAAUGGUGUGGUUUUGCCUUUACUUCCCCGAGGAGGACAUGUGUUACAGGUUGACCAAUCAGAAGACCUCACAAUCCUGGAUUUACGCAUGUGACAGAAACAAGGCCAAUCGACCCUGCAUGAGAAUGAAGUUAGUGGUGGAAGAGAGAGAAAAUAAGAGUGCAGUGAAAGAUUUAAUUUCUUCAUCCUGCUGUGCCUCUUGGACUUGUUUUCUCUCCUGUGCUCUAAGGGGAGGCCAAUUCCCCUAAUAUCAGGAUCUCUGCAGCCCAGCCCUGAGGCAUCCAUUCUCUGAAGCAUAGUCACCACAAGGACUGAACAAGGUCAAGAGACUCCAGGCACAGUCCCCCCUGGAAAGCAUGUGGACUCUGAUCACCCUGCGGCCCCUCACUCUGCUGCUCCUGCUGCUCCUGCUACUGCAGCCACUGCAGUUGAAAAUCUUGCACAAAUAUGUUCCGUUGUCAGCGGAAGAGAUAGAGCAAUUUGAAGAUUAUUUGGAGGAAAUGCGCAGCACAGGACCUACCCUACCAACCCCUAAGGAUGUUUUCAAAAGGCGCACCAUUAUUGAUCCGGGAAGACCCUUAACUGAUUCCAACUACUGCACUGAUGAAAUAAAGAUGAAAAAUGUCCACAACAGAUUCCGUUGUGUAAAAGAACAUUUCUUCCUCCAGAUAUCAUUUGAGGAACUGCAAGACAUCUGUAACAACCUGUUUGUGUCUUGUAAGAAUGGGGUGAAGAGAUGUCACAGGAGCAGGCAAUCAAUAAAAGGAGUGUACUGUAAUUUAAUCGAAGGAGUGGUAAUGACAGACUGUGUCUAUGAAUCUUCUUACAGGCAGGGACAGGUCCUUAUGACUUGUCGAUGGCAAAAUGAUAUUCAAGAAGUUAUCCCUGCUUACAUAAAUGAUAUUAUGGAGAUAAAUGAUACUAUCAAGGAGAAACAUGUCCUCCACGGUUACUUCCAGUGACCCUUCUAAAAGAGUAUUCUCUAAGAAGUCAAGAGUAGGACACAUCGCUCGCCAUAUGGAUCCUUACAGUUCAAAAUUGAGAACGGUAACGUUGAUACUAUCAAUUUUAAUCAUCCACCUUCUUCCCUUCUUCUCCUGACAACAUGCAAACAAUGUGGGCUAAGUUCACAGACGGUGCUCUGAGAUGUGGCUUCAAACAGGUCCGUCAUUUAGCACGUUUUGGAUGUGUUUGGAGGGUGAAUGCCUGAAGGGAAAGGGUGGCUGGCUCCAAGAGGGACAGGAAAUGGUUAUCUGGAGUGUGCUCCUAUGUUGUCUUCAUGUACAUCUCUAGCUCAGUAGAAAUAAUAAAGUGCAUUGACCUAGU